GUCAAGUGUAACUCCAUUUUAUAGCCACUUAUCUUCUGCUAGUAGAUCUACAUGAGUUUUAAGAGAUGUGUCUUCUUUAAUACCAUUGUGGUUCCUUUUUUAUUUUAUUUUCAUGACUAAGUUGAUUUCUAUAGCUUAUCUCUGAUUUGAUCAAGUAGAAUCCUUGUCCUGUUCUGAUGAAGUGCUCUUUUUGUCGGUUUUUGUAUGUGUAGGAAAUAGUCAUCUAUUCCGGGAAAUUUGGAGAUGGCCCCGGUUGGUCCUCGAUCCGGUGAUGCGAUCUUCUCUAGCAUUGAUCGUGUGAAUGCGGAGUUGUUCACGUUGACGUAUGGUGCAAUUGUGCGUCAAUUGCUUACUGACUUGGAAGAAGUGGAGGAAGUUAACAAACAGCUUGAUCAAAUGGGAUACAACAUUGGAAUCCGACUUAUCGAUGAGUUUCUAGCCAAAUCUGGUGUUUCCAGAUGCGUUGACUUUAAGGAAACUGCUGAAAUGAUUGCCAAGGUGGGUUUCAAGAUGUUCUUAGGGGUCACUGCAUCAGUGACAAGCUGGGACGCAGAUGGGACUUGCUGCAGUAUAAUCUUGGAGGACAACCCGCUAGUUGAUUUCGUGGAGCUUCCGGAUACUUGCCAAGGUCUUUACUACUGCAAUAUCUUAAGUGGAGUCAUUAGAGGAGCUUUGGAAAUGGUCUCAAUGAAGACAGAAGUGACAUGGACGCGUGAUGUUCUUCGAGGAGAUGAUGCUUACGAGUUGCAAGUGAAGCUACUGAAACAAGUCGCUGAGGAAUAUCCUUACAAGGAUGAUGAAUAAAUGUCAAUCUCUUAUCUUCCCUCUUCCUCAAAGAGAAACUAAUUACUGUUUGUAGUCUCUUUCUCUACAAUUCUUAGCUUUAUCUUUUUCUUCGUAAACACAAAACCAUAAGCUAUGAAACUAAAUACUGGUUGAUGUUUUGGUACAAAACCAUUUAUUCCAUUUCUUAGUGUUCUUAUGUGACAA
Arabidopsis lyrata subsp. lyrata is the source of this 990-nucleotide messenger RNA. Its product is annotated as trafficking protein particle complex subunit 3. The record is from RefSeq and is a predicted model, not a curated record. The transcript has 5 exons. Gene Ontology annotation, biological process: endoplasmic reticulum to Golgi vesicle-mediated transport; intra-Golgi vesicle-mediated transport. Gene Ontology annotation, cellular component: cis-Golgi network membrane; TRAPP complex; cytosol. Lineage: Eukaryota; Viridiplantae; Streptophyta; Magnoliopsida; Brassicales; Brassicaceae. Bases 244 to 804 code for a protein of 186 amino acids.